This is a messenger RNA of Mastomys coucha (southern multimammate mouse), 2506 nucleotides long. It is a transcript of the gene Irx6, whose product is annotated as iroquois homeobox 6. Bases 741 to 2066 code for a protein of 441 amino acids. The record is from RefSeq and is a predicted model, not a curated record. Gene Ontology annotation, biological process: regulation of transcription by RNA polymerase II; cell development; neuron differentiation. Gene Ontology annotation, molecular function: DNA-binding transcription factor activity, RNA polymerase II-specific; RNA polymerase II cis-regulatory region sequence-specific DNA binding. The transcript has 6 exons. NCBI's taxonomy places the organism in Eukaryota, Metazoa, Chordata, Mammalia, Rodentia, Muridae. Gene Ontology annotation, cellular component: nucleus.
AUUCUCUCCUCCCUCGCCGCCCCGCUUGCCUCUUGCCUCCUCCGGGGCCGCAGGGGAGGAGGCGAGCACGCUGCACCCUGGGCCCGCGCGGCUCGCAGAAAGGCUUAUUUUCCACUUCUCCCGGGGAAUUUGGAGAGGGUCUGUGUGUGUGCGCGCGCGCGUCAGCUGCGGGCGAAAGAGGGUAGGAUCUAGCGGCGAGCAGAGGGUCAGGGUCUUUGACGUUUCUCGCCCGUUGCACAAACCUCGCGGAACAAGAAAGAGUGUAUCCGAGAGUGCGAGCGUGUACACGGGCUGGCUGCCCUUGGCACACUCGGUGGCCCGGGGCCCCGGGGCCCGCGGUCCCCUCUGGUGGCCCGGGAUUACCGUGACGUCACAUUGAGCCUCUGGCCACCUUGGACUGGGACACCUCGGGAACCUCACAGCCCGACGCCACGCUGUACCUCACCUUGCCACUGCGCGCCUUUGGCACCCUGCUCCUUCUUCCUAAUUCUGCUGAUCCAUGGGCCCCUCUGCCUCCUGGAACCCACAGGCCGUAGGGGUGCCUUACCAAUCACAGGACUCGGCAGUCCCUCUGCCUUUGACUCUACCUUCAGACUCUCCCCACCGGCCAACGAACUGGCGGCCAGCUCCUGCAGCGCUGUAAGCAAACCAGACGCCUUGCUGCUGGAGUCAUCGUAUCACCAAGCUGAGCAAGGGACUCGAAAGGAAAGAGGGAAUCAAGUCCCUGAAGACGCCCUGCUAUGGCCUUCCCGCCCUUUGGACACCCGUACGGUGGCGCAUCCCAGUUUCUGGUGUCUGCAAGUUCCAGUGCCACAUGCUGCGAACCAGCCCCUCGGUCGGUGUCAGAUGUGGCCUCAGGCUCCACCUCUGCCUCUACUCUUUGCUGUACACCCUAUGACAGUCGGCUGCUGGGUAGUGCUCGGCCAGAGUUGGGCGCUGCCUUGGGCAUCUAUGGAGCACCCUAUACAGCUACCCAGAGUUACCCUGGGUACCUGACCUAUGGCCCAGAGCCACCCACACUGUGUGGUGCACUGAAUCCUCAGUAUGAGUUUAAGGAUGCUACAGGAAGCUUUACCCCCAGCCUGACCCAGCCAGGGGCCUACUAUCCCUAUGAGACAACUCUGGGGCAGUAUCAAUAUGACAGGUAUGGUGGAGUGGAAUUGAGCAGUGCUGGCCGCAGGAAGAACGCCACAAGAGAGAGCACUAGCGCACUGAAGGCCUGGCUCCACGAGCACCGCAAGAACCCGUACCCCACCAAGGGCGAGAAGAUCAUGUUGGCCAUCAUUACCAAAAUGACCCUCACCCAGGUGUCCACCUGGUUCGCCAACGCGCGCCGGCGCCUCAAGAAGGAGAACAAGAUGACCUGGGCUCCCAAGAACAAGGGUGGGGAGGAGAGGAAAGCGGACAGUGGAGGAGAAGAUUCUCUGGGAUGCCUGAAUGGUGACACCAAAGACGGUACUACCAGCCAGGAAGCCCGGGGGCUGAGGCUGAGUGACCUGGAAGACCUGGAGGAAGAGGAGGAAGAGGAGGAAGCAGAAGAGACGGAGGCAGUGCUCUCAGCAGCACGCAGGCUGGCGGAUUUUCAGAAGAGCGCGCAGCCCCUGCCUGCUUCCUGCACCUCUGCUCAGGAGGGAUGUUUGGAGAGCAGAGAGUGCGGCCUGGGGUUACCCCGUUUCUCCUUUACUGAGGCCCCGCAAUCAGGGGAAGCUGACUUCAUUACCGCAGAGCCAAGUGGCCCCACGAUGAUCGUGCACUACCCAAGCGGCCACAAACCCCGCAUUUGGUCCUUAGCUCACACUGCGGCAGCCAGCGCUGUCGAAGGUGCUCCCCCAACUCCGCCCAGGGCACAAAGUCCAGAGUGCCACAUGAUCCCCAGACAGCCCAGUUCCAUCAGGCGACUCCUGGUCCCCAGAGACUACGGAGGCGAAGAGGAUUCUCCUGCAGUCAAAGCUUUUGGAAACUCCACGUUCGCCCUGCAGGGGCUGCCACUGAACUGUGCACCUUACCCGAGGCGGAGAGAGCCUGAAGUGCGGUUCCAGUACCCAUCUGGAGCAGAAGCAGGUUAGUGCAGUGGCUGCGGUUUGCAGAAGAGUUGGAAGUGGCUGCUUCUGGAUUCACCUUCAUAUUAAGAAGCUUCCAGGCCUUGGCAGGGACUGGGAGCUCUCACUUUGCCUAAGACAAACACACAGGACCAUCCUAGCAGCUGUCCUUGCACGCAGGGCUGGGGCUGGUCAGGUAGACACACACCUAAUCAUUCUUGGAGGGAAGAUGGCGGGAGACCUUGGGAGAAAGCCCUGUGCAUGCUCACAGGGUACUUUUUACCAAGUCUCUCUUCCUCCUCUGGAUGGAGGUCCUGAACAGCAUCUCCUCCUGCUCACCCACCCCUGCCCAGCCCAUUCACUGUGUAACUUUCUUGCUGAAAUGGUCUCCAAGGAUCAUCUGUGUCUCCUUCCCCUUCCUCUUCCCCUUCCCAGGCUUAUACCUUCAAAAAUAACUUAGCUGAAGC